AUAUUUUAUCGAGUUGUUCGCGAUAAUCCACUGUAAUCCCAAUCCCGCACGUUGGAUUUGCGCGGAUCCACGUCACAACCCACAACGCUUGCUUCCUCGACAUAAAUACCCACUCUCCACAUUUCACCAACUCAUCGCUUCAUCAUCGCCAUCUUCUUCUUCAUCAUCUUGGAAGUCAUUCUUCAUACUUUCUUGCCAAGGAACGAGGACAGAAGCUAAGCACAGAGCUAGAGAGGCCGCGCGAGAGAGAAGCGAUGAAGCUAGUUUGGUCUCCGGAAACUGCGUCCAAAGCGUACAUCGACACCAUCAAAUCCUUUGACGAUCGGCAAGAAUCCGGCGUCGCGGAGCUUGUGGCCGCCAUGGCGGCGGGGUGGAACGCGCAGCUCAUCAUCGAGACCUGGUCGAGGGGAGGCGUGGUUGCCACGAGCGUCGGCCUCGCGGUAGCUGCCCGCCACACGCGCGGGCGGCACGUGUGCGUGGUCCCCGACGAGGCGUCCCGGUCGGAGUACCUCGAGGCGAUCGGAGCCGCCGGUGGGGCUGCGGCUGAGGUGAUCGUCGGGAGACCGGAAUCGGCCAUUGAGGAGCUGGAAGGGAUCGACUUCAUGGUGGUGGACUGUCCGCGAAGCGAUUACUCCAAGGUGCUAAGGAAGGCCAAGUUGAGCAGCCGUUGGGCGGUCCUGGUGUGCAAGAACGCGGCGAUCUCCGGAGCAGGCGCCCCGUCGCGGUGGCGGAGCAUGAUGGAGGGAGGAUCGCGGCAGGUGGUGCGGUCGGUGUUCCUGCCGGUGGGGAAGGGAUUGGACAUCGCGCACGUGGCGAGCACGAGCGGUGCAAAGGGUCGGAGAAGGUGGAUCAAGCACUUGGAUCAACGGUCGGGGGAGGAGAUCGUUAUUAGAAAAUAGUCUUAUUUU
Messenger RNA from Rhodamnia argentea, 908 nucleotides. RefSeq lists its product as uncharacterized. NCBI's taxonomy places the organism in Eukaryota, Viridiplantae, Streptophyta, Magnoliopsida, Myrtales, Myrtaceae. Bases 255 to 899 code for a protein of 214 amino acids. The record is from RefSeq and is a predicted model, not a curated record. The transcript has 2 exons.